AUGGAGUAUUGGUGCACAGUUACGCGACCUUUUGUGACAAUCCUACUUUUUUGUGAAGUCUCAGAACCCAAAGAUUUAUGGGAUAGGCAUUGGAAAGACUUAUCAGAUGAUAUCCUCUUCCGACAACGUCAAAGGCUGGGUAUUCCAAACCUAAGUUUGACUGAAGAACAAAUUCAAAACUAUGCACGGUUUGAAAUAGAACAAAUCUUAAACAAGGAAAACAGAACCCUCACCGACUACCACGGAAUUCCAUUACCAGAUGCGGCCCUAAUGCAAGAUGCUGGAAACAGAUUGUUGUUGGAAGAGCUAACAUAUGCCACUGAAUCAAUGACUCAAGAUUCAGCUGAUCUGGAACAAGGCUUGAAUGCUGAGCAAAAACAAGUGUAUGAUAGCAUCCUUGAAGCUGUCUACGAUAACAGAGGUCAAAUCUUCUUUGUCUAUGGUAGCGGGGGCACCGGCAAGACUUAUUUAUGGAGAGCGUUAAUGUCCAAGCUACGCUCUCAAAACAACAUAGUACUUGUAGUAGCAUCAUCUGGCAUAGCAGCACUCCUAUUAGUUGGUGGGAGGACACCUCAUUCCCGAUUCAAGAUACCCAUUGAUCUCAACAACGACUCGUGCUGCAACAUUGAGCAAGGAUCUGAUCUCGCAGAACUCAUACGGCAAACAAAACUAAUAAUAUGGGAUGAGGCCCCGAUGGUACAUAGGCAUGCAUUCGAAGCAUUAGACCGUACAAUUCGAGAUAUAAUGCAACUAUAUGACCCAUCAGCAAAGGAUAAAAUAUUUGGAGGCAAAACACUCGUCUUAGGAGGGGAUUUCCGGCAAACACUGCCAGUUGUCCAAAAUGGAGGCAGAGAAGAAAUAGUUGAUGCAUCGAUUAGCAAAUCGACAACCAUAUGGCACAAUGUACUGUCUACACCUUGA
This is a messenger RNA of Beta vulgaris subsp. vulgaris (sugar beet), 921 nucleotides long. RefSeq lists its product as uncharacterized. Gene Ontology annotation, molecular function: DNA helicase activity. The record is from RefSeq and is a predicted model, not a curated record. Gene Ontology annotation, biological process: telomere maintenance; DNA repair. Bases 1 to 921 code for a protein of 306 amino acids. NCBI's taxonomy places the organism in Eukaryota, Viridiplantae, Streptophyta, Magnoliopsida, Caryophyllales, Amaranthaceae. The transcript has a single exon.